CCAUCACAAGCAAUUAUAAAAUCGUUCUGUGUCUUUUUUCUGUUAUUUUUACAUUUGAUUUGAAGUGUCCAAACUCCAAAUUGGUUGAUUAAAUUCCUUCGAUUCAAUAAAAAAAAAGCCGAUAACGUCAGAUUUCUGGGAGUGGAAGAAAGGAAAGAACAUUCUUCCAUUAAGUGCUGCAUCAAGAAGAUCUCCACCAUCAGCUCGGAGGCAGACAGAAAAUUUCCUUUCUUCUGUCCAUGGAGCUUAUAAGAAUGCUAUGAGGGAUUCUCGAUUUCUCCAAGUUGGGUUCAUUUCCGGCGAGCUUCUGUGAAAAAGGGGUCUUGGGUUCGAGGAGGAGCGGGGGGAGAAGUGUAAAUUUCGUAGCCGUGGGGGGACUGAUGAAGGAAUUGUUUGGAAGUCCAGGGAGGGCGAGUGGUUUGGGACUGAGGGUUGGGCAGUUUGUGUUUGCAGCUGCUUCGAUUGGGGUUAUGGUUUCUGCCCAUGGCUUCUUCAACUCUACUGCUUUCUGCUAUCUAAUUGCAUCUAUGGGGCUUCAAGUUCUAUGGAGUUUUGGACUUGCAUGCCUUGAUCUACAUGCACUGAAAUCAAAGAGAAGCCUGCAGAAUCCUGUCUUAGUGAGCCUAUUUGUUGUCGGUGAUUGGGUGACAUCUAUCCUGUCACUUGCAGCAGCAUCGGCAUCAGCAGGAGUCACAAUUUUGUACGCUCGAGACCUGCACUACUGCAAUGCCACACCUCACUUCCCAUGCAAAAGGUUCCAAAUCUCCAUUGCCUUGGCUUUCAUCUCCUGGUUCCUCCUUGCAGUGUCGUCCCAUGUCAUGUUCUGGCUCAUGGCGUCUGUAUGAAGUUUAAAAAUUCAUAAAAGUGUGAUUCAUUUUGUAGCUGUAAAUACAAGUUACUCUGAGCAGCAGAGAAUCCAUCCCCGCUUCCCUCUCUUCUUUGUUCACUCACCUCUCCUUUUUCAGGCCUUACAGCUUGUGUUCAUCACCAUGAAAAGUCGUCCUGGAAAACCCCGUCCCGUUACUGUCUGUCUAUCUCUCAAUUGCAUCAACUCUUAAUGUAUGCGAAGUUUGAGGCUGAGCAGGAAUCGGCAAAUAUUGAUUGGUUUCAAAUUCAUAUGAUAACAUAGGACUUGAAUGGGGGUUGGUUUCUGAUAUAGCAACCUAUCAAGUCUCGGAUAGAUAAGCAGACACUACCC
This is a messenger RNA of Linum tenue, 1198 nucleotides long. NCBI's taxonomy places the organism in Eukaryota, Viridiplantae, Streptophyta, Magnoliopsida, Malpighiales, Linaceae. The record is from the annotation of a GenBank genome assembly.